Ochlerotatus camptorhynchus is the source of this 8265-nucleotide messenger RNA. RefSeq lists its product as uncharacterized. Lineage: Eukaryota; Metazoa; Arthropoda; Insecta; Diptera; Culicidae. Bases 5150 to 7747 code for a protein of 865 amino acids. The record is from RefSeq and is a predicted model, not a curated record. The transcript has 8 exons.
GUCCUAGACACGCGAUUUUCGACAUCGUUGUCUUCGUGGAACGCACCGCCAGGAUCUGGAGUGUUUGUGCAGAGAUAUCCUCGUUUCUAGACACAUUCUCCUUCGGUUGUUGCGGUGUGCCGUCAAAAGGUUUUUCCAUCCAACCAUAGCGAUGUUCUCAUCAGUAAUCUUCUUCUUCGGUCACAGGAAAAAAGAAACGGAAAACCCAGCUGGAAAAUUAGUGUGCGAAUGAGGCAGCAUUUCUACUGAACUGUGGACUAACGACAAGCCGUAAAGAAUCAAACUUACAAUAGAACCUCCGGUGGAUUUUCCUGAACACAAGUCAUCAUCGUCAUUCAGUGAUAGAGGAAGUGCUACAGGAAAAGGGAAAGUGAGUGCAGUGCUUGUAACAAACAUAAAAAGCUACCGGAGUUUGUUGCGACAAUAGACCCGCUGUAGUGAAUCGAGUUAGAAAACAACCCGUCAAGAAAAUAAUACCUAGACUGUGUCUAUCUUAACAGCAAAAAAAUAUACAUAUUGCCCUAACGUAGUGAAUCUGUGAAGUUUUGAAGAUUGCAUUGUGUGAGCGAGCGCCCUCUACCAUCCUCCGCUCAACCAAAAGAAUAGGGAUAUAUCUUUAACAAUUAUCCGUUUCGUCAACCGUGUGUGUAGCAGUAGCGACCUCCUCCCCCCUAACUUCUCGUUAACUGGUGUAAUCGUCUAUCUAGCAAGCAAAAAGAGAAGAAAAAGAAAAGAAAAGUGUCGUCGGUGUCUAUUGUUGUCGUUGUCGUUGAUGUUGUUGCCGUUACGCUGCUAGUGCAUCAUAUAAGAAGAAAUAUUCAAACCAGCUAACAAGUGUGUACCGAAAGCUUUCUGUAUCUAUGUCAGGAUAGUUGAAAAAAAAAAAAAAACAAGUGAAACAACAACGCCAUAAGUGUUGCGCUACCACCUAGCUAUACACUACACAACUAGCCAUCGUUUUCGUCUCCGUUGCUCUGUAGCGAAUCGCGUAGAACAUCUGUGUACUGAUAACUAUUGUCUAUGAAUACAUACAUACAUACAUACACACAAUUAUAUACCCCUCGCUAACUGCUAUUCGUCUAUCUACAAGUGAAAGAAGCAAAAAAAAAAGUAAAGAAAAAACAACGGUUAUUAUAAUAGAAGAACAACAACUGUCACCGCCAGAUAUUGAGUGCUUGAAGCAAGCGGGAGAGCAAAUACAAACAAAAAACGGGGAAAAUUGCGGUUUUAAAAACGAAAAAAAAAAAAAAAUCCCGUCUGGUGAAUGCUAGGUGGCUUCCGGUUUUGGCUAUUGUUUCGGAAGAAUACCAAGGAAUACACUCCGGCUGCAGUGAAAGUUGGUGGUUGGCAGAUUUUGCAGCCAAGCGAUUAACCGGCACCGGAUCGUUACAAUGUAAGCUCGAGUUGUUGGAGAAAACUUGCACAAGGAAGCUGGUGGAAUUGUUGCGAAUGCCGACUCCUCCCUGAAUCCAGUAUUCCAAACCCACGGCAAUACGGGUACCUAAAUUCAUCGAAUAACCUACAAAACAAUACAACGCUGGAAUUGCUACAGUGCUGAAAAACCAAACGACUAAUAAAUGUUGUUACCGUUAUCGAUUCACAUAAUUGUUAUUUUGUGAUAAAAAUACUACAGCCCCGCUCGUAGCAAUAAAAAUAGUGAGCAUAGCUUAACAAUUUAAACCACGCAUACAACAACCAACAAAAAAAAAGUCCAACAGCACCCAAGUGGUUGGUCAUUACGCUUUCUGUGGCUGUUAAAAAUUGAUAAUAAAAACCGAAAAUAAUAAUCAGUGUAUGACGGAAAGCAAAAAAAAAAACCCGGAGCAAAAUAACACAUGUCAACUAGGGUCGUGCAAGCCAACCGAGUGCUGUUCCGAGAUUGACCAGAGUUGGUUUUCGGAACUAUUGUUGUUGUCGACUGCGGUUUGCCAACCAGCCAGCAAAUGUAAAUUUUUCGAAAUGUAAGUGCCGCCGUCCUUCGAUUCGGAAUUUUAAACGGGAUUAAAAAGGAGUUAAAUUCCCUGGGAACUGGGCGAUCAGGUGGUUGGAACUCUGAUUAUAAUCAGCAGCGCCCGGAGCGAGUGCGAGUGUGGCGGCGUAAUUAAUAGCAACGAGGGUGGUAACGAAGAGAAAUUGUGAAAAUGGAAUAAAAAUAAUUAAAAUUUAUGCCGUUGUUAAUGGUGAAUGGUUUGGUAUAUUGCACUCUCUUGAUGGUGCCGGAAGAGCUGGUGGUUGUGGUGUGGAAAAGAAAUAAAACCCAGGCCAUAGCCGAAAGCGGGGCUGAAUCGAUGUAAUAUCGCUUCUGGUCCACUCCCGAGCGAGAGCAUGUCAGCGUAGGAGAAAAUUAGCAAUGGUAAAAUAAUCAAAGGGGGAAACGAAGGAGAAAUACAUCCCAGAUCAACGGAAAAGGUCAAAGGAAAAUGUACGCCCUAGAGGCAAAAAACGAAGAUAAAGUGAAGCAAAUUAAUGGUCUGUGAAGUGAAAUAAACGAAGCACAAAGAAUAAAGUGUCCCCGCAAAUCUGGAAUACCACUCGAAGUGAAACAUAAUUUUCAAUCCUGCCAACUGUUUCCACUAUCUGUGCAGGCAAGUGUGUCUGUGUGAGAAUGAAGUGAUAGUAAUCAGCUUCUAGCGAAUUUCGGGAGGUGACAAAGUUGGUGCCGGAUUGCAGCUUACGCCCUCCCUACUUGAUCUGACUUCGAACGGAAGCUCUGACAGGCGCCAGCCGAUAAGGAACCACCGUCGUCGAAGGAGGAACACAGUGGACAUAGCAGUGGCCGUAAAAUAAGCAAUAACCUCGACUCGAUCGAAACCCAAUCAACUGGCGAUCAUCCAAGAGCCAGUCGUUCCAGCCAAGUCCAGCAUGCCACCAGCACAGAAACGACACCAUCCCUACAGUCCCUGACAGAACCUUCCCCCUUCUUCGAAACUCACAACUGACAGCGAUGAUGACAGUUUCGUUUUCUUUUCCUUCAGCAUCAUCUAGCACAUUUCAAGCAGACAAACAUUUUCCCUCUUUCGCAACCGAACGCCGGCAGUGGUGACUCUCGUGACCUUAGAAAGCAUGUAAGUCCUUGAAGGCGCAAAAAACUACUACAAUCAGGAAUUCGACCCAGAUCGUUAAUUCACACACAAAAAAAAAUCAAUAGGAAACGGAUACGCUUAAAAACACACACUCACACAAAAGAGAACCUGAUUUUUAGGUAAUCAUACAUUUUAAUUUUUUUUAUAUCAAGUAAUAUUUGUACCGAGAAAACGGAGUUUUAUUGAGUGAGCUGAAAUCGAACAAUCAAUGCCGGGGCAAAGCCACCGAUUGUUAACUUUGUGUUAGUUUAUACCCACCCACACAAACAUAAGUGUCUUAAGUAAGGAUCCGCUAUUGUCGUCAUCGUCGUCAUCAUCGUAGUCCAUUGAUAGCUAGGGUAAUUUGUUGAUAGACAGUAAAGUUUCUUUGCGAUUCCGUGACUUGAAUUAAAAAUUCAUUGCUCCCUCCUUAGCCGGAAAUUUUCGAGGAGCAAAACAAGAACUAAAAUAAUGAUCAGACAAUACUCAUGAAUAAGUUAGUGGGCAACUAGUUGCUUGUGUAGGUAGUGCGCAAAUAAGCGCUAAUAGGAAGGAAGGAAAAUAUCGAUUUUACUGGCUCCUGGGAAAUUAUCGAACGGUAGUCCGGAGAAAAUGAGCAUUCCGAUUCUGUCCAGUGUAGAGCGUGUUAGGUGGUGAGAAAUUGAUGUGAGCUUGGCGCUAGAUCGGUGGGUUAUGUAAGCUAAAUCUAGGAUAAAGACGAAGAGUAGCUGGGAUUGGAGAAGGCCAUUUUUUAAGGUAAACUUUUGGAACUGUUUUUCUUCCGCGAGUCAAACGCUUCCGCAAUCCCUGGAGGAAGGAAUUGAGUGUUAGGUUUUUUGAACGCGGGAAAGAGGAUCAACUAUCUGUUGAAGUUAUUAUUUUUCGCCUAGAGCUGAGAGUUGAUUCAACUGAUUUGUUGAAAUUUUUGAUACCAAUAAGUGUUGAUUUGAUGAGUUUUGCUCGGUCUUUGGUGGCUGUAGUUUUCAUAGAGAACAAGAGGCGAUAUUUUCGAAGACAUUUUUUAAGUCCCGAACCAAAUCAACGAGCAAGAUAUCACUAGCGAAUUGCGCCAUCCCCAGAAACGCAGCAAAUACUCACUGUUAACGAAGAAGAGCAAACAAAGAUGUUUGAAUAUUGUUGUAUUUGUUACCUUUUCUAAGUCUAGGCAACGUUAAGCUACCAAUCAAAGUUUCAACAAAGAGAUAGCGAAAUACAGAGAGCAACCAAAGGGAUUUUAUAUUUGAUUUUUACACGAAACAACCCUAGGAAUUAUUGAAACGCUAGAAAAGCAAGCAAGGAAUUGUAGGUGGCAUGGAAGGGUGGAAUCGAUUUUUUCAGCCAUUUUCUAACAUUUUAUACAAACAAAGUGCAACAAGCUACUGACGAAAACAGGUAGAGAGCUAAGGCAACUAAAAACAUAGAACAUACCAAAGUUUAUAGGAAAUAUGCGUCAAUGUUAGGUGCAGAGUGGUAUUUUGCGCUUGAAGGUGUUAAUUUUCUAGGGAGCUUUAACCGUCUGUAACUGUACUGUUAAGAGAGGUCACCAACACACACACAAAAAAAAACACACCCUAACACUAAGGAGAGACACGAAAACACACCGUUCUUACAACACUACUACACCAUUUUUAUCAAGUACUGCAACAAGCCCACACGAAACGGAAGAUCUUAAUUUACGAACAAACCAAACCAAAAGAGAAUCCCAUACACUAGGAAAAAUCUUUAAGUCUUUAUUGUUGAUAAUCCGACUAGGUGCACCAAACCGAACAAAACCGAACCUUUUUUGAUAACUGUCUACAAGCUAUUUAGGUAUAAACGAAGAGGAAAAAUGUUUGAACUUUAUGUCUCAAGUGAGUAAUUCCCCUCCGGCGCCGUUCCCGUAUCCCCGACUGUCGUAUUCUACGCAUAACUGUGGCUUGAACGUACGAAAUUGAUGUUACUUAGAGCAAACCUGAACUGGAAUCGAAUCUGCUGGCAUUACUACUAACGACUACUACUACAACCGUAUAACAAUCUCUCUCUUCAACGAUCGACAACACACACACACACGGAAUUAUUAAGAGCGACACGCACAAUCGGCCGCCACCAUGUAUGCAGCAGCCGGAGGUGCCUCGCUGGCCUCACGCCAGGCCCGCAAAAAACAGGCCGCACAGAAUACCAAGAACAAGGCCACCAACCAGCUGAUCCUCCGCGAGAAGCUAGCUGCCAAGGCGGUCACAACUCCGACCAAAAGUAAACCCUUUCACCAGUUACCUGCCUCCUAUCUGCGGGCGCCUCACCAGCACCAUCGGAAGCUCAGCGCCGGCUACACCACCGUUCCCGGAUACGAUCAGCACCACAAAUCGUUGGUACCUAUCAGUGAACAAUCGUCUUCAUCCCAUGGAGCUCAUCCGCCUCAUACGCCCCAUCAUCAUAAUCUCCACCAUCAUCACCAUCCGGGUCAGCCGGGUCCGUGCUAUGUUGUUCAUGGACCCGCGGGCGGAAGUGCCGGCACAGCCACCGCCGCCACUGCCGCCCAUCCCCCAUUCCCAAAACCGACCGGAUUCCGCGAGUACGACAAAUUGGUAAGACGUCAACAGCUAACCAAGUCCGCAACCGCCACAUUGCCACUGGUCUCUCAAGCACAUGAUCUAACACCACCACAAACGCCUAACGCUACCCUCUGCUUCGCCGAUCAACAACAUCAGCAGUCCACAUUUCAUCUCGCCAGCCCAAAUCCCAACACAUUCUCACAGCCCCUUCACCUACAAAUACCCACCAACGAUCCGAUCAUAAUUACACCGGCCACACCGCAGGCCACCCCACCGGGCAAGCUCAACCUUCAGCUCACCUCCACCACCGCGAACCUUGGGGCAACGGACGAUGAGGGACGACCGCUGACACCGGCCCCCGGAGCCCUGGAGCGAAAGUGCAGUGUCUACCGUAGCCGCAAGCUCGAUCCCUUCGACGAACACUACUUCAAAAAUACGACAAUAAGCCAUCAGCAGCAGCAUCACCAUCAUCUGGACGACGCGUUCUACGCCCAGCACAAGCACCAGCAACUCCCGAACGGCGAACAGCAAAGCUACGUCUGUAAGUGGGACACCGAGUACUACUGCUGCGACACCGAACAACGACAGCUAGGCGUGAUCUGUGAUCACAUCGAGUGUGCCCAAGGUCGUGCCGCAUGGCUGGAACGCGGUAGACGAUGCAGCGUGCAAGAAACACCCGCCUCCUGCCAUCGACGAUGGGUCAAACGUAAUCGGAUACAAGACUCAUCCGUUGGUGGCUCCUCGGACGAUGAAGACUUACUCGGUGUGCUGAGAGGCCCCAGUUCAUUCGCCAAUGCCUUCCUUUACGUAGGUUUAGGUACGAUAGCAAUUGGAUUAGUUAUAGCGUUCGUCGGUACCGGCGAGAAAGGAUUCAAAACGGUUGAACUAAGACUAAUCGGACCAUCGUUAAUCGGUCUCGGCUUAUUUUGUUGUAUAUUGCGUAUCCUGUUUUGUAUAUGUCCGUCACACUGUUUCUCAUCUAGUCGUAGAGCGCGAAAUAAGAAGAACGCUAAAAUAGACGCCGAUCACCGGACUUCCCUGUUGCGUGGCGACAGCAAACGAGUAUCGAUAGCACGCGGACCUCACAUACCGACUAAACAGCCACAAAUCUACCCCAAGUCGAUAGUGAAAACCAAGACGUACGAGGGCGUGGAAGCACUUCGGCAGAUAGCGACCACUUCAUUGUUUCUACAGAACGAGCAGAAAGUUUCAUCCAAUCGCAUCGUCCCAAUCAUCAAGGAACCGGAAAAAGUAGAAGAACCACCUUUAGAGCUAAAGAAAAUCGACCCCCUCAGGGCUGAUACGCUUAGUGUGAUAGACAUCGUUAGUAUAUCGGACGGUGAAGACGACGCCGAUGAUGACCGAAGUCACAGGCACCACCCACAGGGUUCCGACGUCCAGGUGAUAGAUCUUACCGGCGAGGAUGACCAUUCCCAUUCUGCCAGUUCCCACCACCAGCGAAAGGACAGCAAGCUUCGAAGGCAGCGAACCUCGGUCAACCAGCAGAAGCCCAAAGACUCCGGAUCGGCAGCCGAUGGGUCUUCAUCCCUUUCGCCAGGUGGUGCUGGCUCCAGCAGCGGUAGUCUGUUGAUGGAAACCUCGCUGAUGAUCAUCGGUCCCACGCCGGUGAGUUCACCUACCAAACAAAUGCAACAAUCAACCCUCACGGUACCGAUGACCACACCGCUGGACGGAGCACCGAAGUCGUCCGCUGGUAGUGGUACGCUGCUGACAGUGCUGCCAACACAAUCAACCUCGUCCACGUCCGCCUUCGGAGCGAUCGUAGCUCCCAGCAUAAACAACAACCACACGCAGGUGCCCGGAUCACUAUCACCGCUGCCGUCGACCUCGUAUCUACCCAGUGCGGCAGCGUUCAUGUCCCACAUUUCCCCCCUGACGCCACCGUACACUUCCGGUCACAUGCAUAACAACAGUAGCAGUAGCAGUAGCAGCUAUCUCCUAUCACCACCGCCCAUGGGCGGCGGAGCAGGCUCGGCCAUUUCUUCCCCCAGUCCCAAUCAGUACGAUCCGCUCACGCUAGGUACCAACACCGUCACCACGACAUCCCCAUUGCUACAAUCAUCACCAUCAGCCGCGACCACUACCAAGAACGAACCGGAACUAGUGUUAAGUCCAGCGAAAUUAGGACAGUAGGCUAUUACUAUACACAAUAUAUAGAGAAAGAGAGACAGAGAAUUUUUUCCUAUGAAACUUAUUAGAAGAAAACAGCAAACAGGUGCAGAACGGGCAACGCGAACAACAACAACAACAACAACAACCAAACCGGAAACCGCAGCACAAUCGAGCAAACGAGAAUUGAAGCAAAACCGGAAAUGAUAAACUCCAGCUGACGAAUGUCAGAUGGAGAAGCAGAGUGUAGGAGUUGGGGGCGAUAUUUCCACCAAAGUGGAGAACCUCCCGAAGACCAAUCAAAUGAUCGGAUGAGACACAUUUCUAGGGUUUCGUUGCAGCAGGUGUGGGCGGGAAGUUUGGUUAAAGUAAACCUGCUUCAAGGAAAGCAAAAAAGCAUCGUAGCUUUUACUGAAUUGAAACUGGCCAAUGGUGAAUUUUCUAAGGUUAUGCAGCCCUCUUUUACAUGAGUGAUGCCCAUCCUCAAAAUACAACGCUGUGAUCUCCAAAAUACUGAACCGUAUGAAUAAAGAAAGUAAAGU